Dioscorea cayenensis subsp. rotundata (Guinea yam) is the source of this 3918-nucleotide messenger RNA. RefSeq names its product phosphatidylinositol/phosphatidylcholine transfer protein SFH9-like. The transcript has 13 exons. The record is from RefSeq and is a predicted model, not a curated record. NCBI's taxonomy places the organism in Eukaryota, Viridiplantae, Streptophyta, Magnoliopsida, Dioscoreales, Dioscoreaceae. The coding region runs from base 274 to 1929 and encodes 551 amino acids.
AAAAGACACGUGUACGGCUAUUGUUGUCCAGCAUUGCAUCCAACCGUUAAAAAUAAGCGCCACGUUUCAUGCCAUCGCAUUGCGCCACGUGUCCGUUAAGACGUCAAACUUCUGGAAUUUAUUGAGAGCCCUCGACCUCGCCCUUCUCUCGCGAAUCCCGCAUUCAUAGAGAAAGUCCGCGAUGCUUGCGAGUCUUUGAAGCCCAACACUCCGGCUUGAAUCUCCGGCGAGGGCAAGCCUCCGGCCUUCAUCUCUGCACCGCUGGUGGCGUCUAUGGAGGAUCGCAGGAGGCUUGCGUCUUUGUCUGCUUCUUCGUCGAGGAGGCGGGGGAGGAGGAGGGCUGGAGAUGUUGGACUGGUGCCUGGUGAUCGUGGGCGGAUUGAUGUCGAUGAGGAAAGGGCUGUCAAGGCGUUCCGCGAGGCUCUGAUUGCUAGAGAUUUGCUCCCGGCUCGCCACGAUGAUUAUUACACCAUGUUGAGAUUUAUGAAGGCAAGGGGAUUUAAUGUUAAAAAGGCAAUUAGCAUGUGGUCUGAUAUGCUACAAUGGAGGACAGAGUUUGGUACAGACAGUAUCCUUCAAGACUUUGUCUUUCAUGAGUUAGAAGAGGUUCUUAAGUACUAUCCACAUGGCUAUCAUGGGGUGGACAAAGAAGGAAGACCUCUAUAUAUUGAAAGGCUUGGGAAAAUUGAUUUAGAUAAGCUUCUUAAUGUUACGACAGUUGAAAGAUUUUUAAAGUAUCAUGUUCAAACCCUGGAGAAACUCUUUACUGAGAAGUAUCCUGCAUGCUCAGUUGCUGCCAGAAGGCAUAUUCAUACUAUGACAACAAUAUUGGAUGUGCAGGGGGUGAAUUGGAUGAGUGUCGGCAAACUAGUUCAUGAUAUAGUGAUUAGCAUCAAUAAAAUUGACAGUGAUAACUAUCCUGAGAUAUUGAAUCAGAUGUACAUUGUUAAUGCGGGUAGUGGUUUUAGAUUGCUGUGGAAUGCUUUGAAAAAUUUCAUUGAUCCAAGGACCUCUGCAAAGAUACAGGUCCUAGGCAAUACAUACCUAAAUACAUUGCUUGAAUUCAUAGAUAUAAGUCAAAUUCCUGAUUUUCUUGGUGGCUCUUGCACUUGCCUGAACGAGGGAGGAUGCCUUAGAUCAAAUAAAGGCCCAUGGACUGACCCAGAGAUAAUGAGAUUGUCUCGUGAACAAAAAAAAUCAAGCAUAAGGAGGGUUACUAGUCAAUCUCAUGACCAGGACUCAUCCUUUCAGGGUACACAAUCUGAAAAAAUUGCUACUUAUUCAGAUCGUGAAAAUGUGGUCUCCAGUGCUGUUGCAACAACUAAUAAGAGCACGUUGGAUGAAUGUGCGACUUCCAACAGGCUAUCUAAUCAGUCCAGUGCCAGGAAAGAACUUGGGCUUUUCCCUGAAUAUUGUUGUGAUAUUCAACAUAGAGGUUCUUCACAUGAAUCUCUUGCAGAAAGAAUCAUGCUAAGGAAGUUUUAUCUACAAGUGACAAGAACGAUGCCUAGCUUAGUCUUGAAAGUACUAGCAAUUUUGCAUGUAAUAUUUGUUUGGUUUGGUGAUUUUGUCCUGCAUCAAGUUGUGAAGCUGUGGAACUAUCAGAAUCGAGUUUCAACAAAUUCACUUACAACUGACCAUCUUGGCACAAACGAAUUGAAAGAGGAUGCCAUCAUUCCAGUUUUAGAGAGGCUUCAAAAGUUAGAAGACCAGGUGUUUGAGUUGAAUAAUAAGCCUAUGAAAAUACCACCAGAGAAAGAUAGCAUGAUUAUGGAGUCAUUAGAUAGAAUUAGAUCCAUCGAACAUGAUUUACAGAAGACAAAAAAUGCACUAUCUGCAACUUCCCUUAAGCAAGUGGAAUUGGCAGAAUCACUAGAGAAUUUACGGGAGAUCAACAUACAUAGGAAAUCAUGCUGCUUUAAUGAUUGAAAUCUAGACGUGAAGCAUAUACUGAGUUCAUGGUUGAAUGAGCGGCAUUUUAAUUCAAGCCCCUUCAAUAUUUCUACUGCUGAUCCUCAUCAAUAAAGCUUGAUUUGAGCAUGAAAUUGUUCUUGAUCUGAAAUCAAGCAUUUAAGAAUAAUUAGAGCUUUCCAUCGGAUUUGAGCCAAUGCUAUUGCCCUCUAUUUGAUGUGCAUGUAUACAUAUACAUAUAGGGUUCUGUGUUUCUUCCCUUUUUUUUUUUUUUCUCUCUUUUUGUUGUAAAUUACUGGGUUAUGGCAUUGAAUUUUCUAUGGCUGGUGCAUGGAAAGAAAUUUGACACUGAUAUAAUAACAUAUCUUAGUUGUAUCCGCAUUUGAAUUGUCUCCUGUGGGUAGGGGCAAGUUAGUUUUAUUUGUGUAACUGGGAACCUUCAUGUUGGUGCAGUUCCACUUAAUUGGUUGUCGUUGAAAACUAGAAAUUACUUCCGCAAUAUUUUUAUUUUUUGUACAUAUAGAAUUAGUAAAUUAAACAAAAAAAUAAAAAAGGCAUGCAUGUGUCUUGGCACUCAAGCUAAGUAUGUUUUUCCCCAGGAUUGUGGUAGGAAAAUACUGCUGAAGACUUGACUGCGUGAGCCUUUAUUCAAUGCUUCAAAGCUCAGCAUAAAAGAAGAGGGGGAAAAAGUACAGAUCAUCUUCUUAAGAAAAAAAACCAAUAAAACCAUUAAAACAAAAUAAACAAUAGAAACCUCUCAUAUGCACCUUUCCAACUAAAACGGCUUUUCAUAUAUUUAUCUUCCCAGUAAAAUUAAAUAAUCAAGGACUACCCAUAUUUGGGGGGGAUUGCACCAUGGAACCAUAAUACAAACACUUUCACCCUUUAAGGGAAAUAAAUAAAUAUUUUUUAAUAUUAAAACCCCUGAGUUUAUCACUUAUAACUGCUAAGUCUAGCUGUUAAAUUUACAAACAAGACAAACAUGUCUGACGAUUAGCAGUUUACCAUAGAAAACUAGAUAAACUUCUUAUCUGAUAGAACGCUAAUAAAAGACAAAUCAAAUACUUAUCCAACCCUAAGGAGUUUGGGAUUAAUUCCACCGCCUUUGGAGAUUUUGAUUUCAAGAGAUUCUGUGCACAAGAGAAAGAUUUAAAAAACACAGGUAUCACUCACUACUUUUCUUAUAAUUUAAUUUUUUUGAUACAAAACUAUGAGAAAAAUAAAGAAAGGGGGGGAAUAAUAAUAUGAUAUUUUGAAAGGAAAGGGACAAACUAUUCACGCAUUUCCUUUUAUUUAUUCAUUCAUCUUAUUUCCACCAUACAACACAAAGCAAGAGAACUACUUUAACAGAAGAGUUGAAUAGUAAAGCACCCUAAAUAUCAAAACUAAUAUUAAAUACCAUGAAUGAUUUGACAGUAAACAACAGCCUCUAAGACUGACGCAGCUAAACUAGUUUCAGUGAUUUAAAGCUGACAGAGUUCACAGUGAGAAUUUGCCAACAAAAUUCAAUGAGGAACAUUAAAUUAAAGCCAAAUACAAUCAAAUUCCAUCCAGAAGGAACAUCAACUAACAAAAGUAGAACCAAUUCCAAUGACAACUGAAAUUCAAAGUAUAAACAAAAAAAUACAUGUAAAAAAAAAAAGAUUUUGAAAGAAGUAGAUAGAGUCCAGCAUAAACUCAAAUUCAAGAACAUGGAAUAACAAGCAGAACCAGUUUCAAUGUCAACUGAAAAUUAAAUGCUAAAGACUACACAUCAUAGUUUCAAGAAAACACAAAAUUCAUUCACAGUAAUAUUAACACUCAUAUUAUCCAUAUAUAUAUAUAUAUAAAAUCAAAUUCAACAGCAUCAAGUACCAAGUAGAGGCAGUUUCAAUGUCAACUGAAAUUUUAAGGCCAAAGAUAACAUUUUUAUUAGUCCUGAAAUCCCAAUCACCACCACCAACUCAAAAGAUCCAAACAGAACACCAUAAUUUAUAAAACACAGAAAGAGAAACCGCAAGAACAGAU